CUUUCUCAUAAAGAGAAAAUCUUUCUUGGUUUUUUUUUUUCCUUUUCAAGAAAAACUAGUGCAAUAAAUGGCUGGAGAACAAGAGAAAUUAUUGCUGGAUGAACACAAGGAGAACCAUUUCACAGCUGGAGAAAUUGUACGUGACAUGAUUAUUGGUGUUUCUGAUGGCCUAACAGUCCCUUUUGCUCUGGCUGCUGGAUUGUCUGGUGCUAAUGCUUCAUCAUCCAUCAUUCUCACUGCUGGCAUUGCUGAGGUUGCUGCUGGAGCCAUUUCCAUGGGACUUGGAGGUUAUCUUGCUGCAAAAAGUGAGGCUGACCACUACAUGAGAGAACUCAAAAGGGAAGAGGAAGAGAUCAUUGCUGUACCAGAUACAGAAGCAGCAGAGGUCGCAGAGAUAUUGUCCAGGUAUGGAAUUGAGCCCCAUGAAUAUAAGCCAGUGGUGAACGCUCUGAGGAAGAACCCACAAGCCUGGCUUGAUUUCAUGAUGAAGUAA
Coffea eugenioides is the source of this 493-nucleotide messenger RNA. RefSeq names its product vacuolar iron transporter 1-like. The transcript has 3 exons. Gene Ontology annotation, biological process: intracellular manganese ion homeostasis. Gene Ontology annotation, cellular component: vacuolar membrane. The record is from RefSeq and is a predicted model, not a curated record. Gene Ontology annotation, molecular function: manganese ion transmembrane transporter activity; iron ion transmembrane transporter activity. Lineage: Eukaryota; Viridiplantae; Streptophyta; Magnoliopsida; Gentianales; Rubiaceae. The coding region runs from base 68 to 493 and encodes 141 amino acids.